AUGGCGUGGGAAACAGCUUCCAUGGCCGCAGCCAAACCUCCCAGCUCGCCGCUCCCGCCCUUGCCGAACAAGUUCGGCGGGCUGCCGUCCAUGGCGAUCCCACGGCGUCCCGUUGGCAGUCGGCUCCCUCUCAAGCUCCAGUUCCGGCCCAAGCUCCGGCCCAAGCUCCGGCUCAAGCUCCGGCUCCAGCUCCGGCUCCAGCUGCCGAUCCUGCCGAUCCACCUCCUGUCAGCAUACUCGAACCACUCCUCAGAGUCAACGCCGAGAUCGUCGACAAACUCGGCCAACGACAUUAGCGGAAUCCAAGGAUCUUAUACUAUCGCGUCUCCGAAGCACCAAGUCAAGGACAGGGGCAUUAGGUCCGAGGGGUCUGUGGCUUCUGAGCCUUGGCUCAAGCUUUCGUCCGGUCAAGAUGCGCAGAAGCAAGCACCAAAUAUUUCGUGGACGCCUGCAGAAAAUAGGGAAAGCCUGCCGCCGCCGCCGCCGCCCCUGAAGGAUAUCCUUCGCAAGCCUCUUCGGCUGCAGUCGCCGCCGCCUGCUCAGCCGUCGCAAAACAAGACCGAGGCGUCGCCGACCAGCACCUCUCCCCAGCAAGACCAGCUCUGGAGGCGGAGGUCGCUCAAGGGCGAUAAGAGCCUGGCCGUCCCAGAACUUAAGCUCAUAUCCAGUCACGGCUCCACUGCAGCGUCUGCCCAAAAUUCGUCACAGGGCGACCCAACCAGCGCGCAGCGUCAGCAGUCGCCACCCCAGCAGCCUGACACGGCCGACAUCGUCUUCCCUGCCCCUCCUGCCAGGCCCAGAGUCCCGCUCCCUAGAAGCACCAAUGCUGGGCUCCCCGGACGAAACAUCCGUCCUGUGACGUCUCGUCAGCAACCCCCUCCGCAGGAGGAGAAAGAAGAAAAUAUGGGUCAAAAACUAUCGAAACUCGGAAAACCCCGCGACAACGAAGAGGCACCCGCCAAACCUCUCCCCAACCCCAUUGUACCUCGAUCUGUCCCACGACUUCCAACACCCGAGUACGAGACGACUGAUGUAAAACGGUUAGUGGUAGAAACGGUGGUCUCGCCCAUAUCGCCCGCCUCGUCCCCCGAAUUGCCAGACGGGCCAAAACAGGCCGGCCCCGUCGCGAGUCAAGAUGGCAACAAUGGGGGCAACCAAGCGCCUGUGCUGAAACCAAGCAACUUGGCCUCGCUGCGCAUGCCGGUUGGCCUACCGUCUUCUCCUUCGGCUCACCUAGAUCGCACUCACAAGCAGCCGCAGUUUGCAGCGCGGACUUCUUCUCGAAGCAUGGGUACACCCGCUACGGCGAUGCGCGCGGAAGCAGCCGCGUCUUCAACCUCACGGGCCCCGCCGAGGGAACAGCAGUUCAAACCCUCGUCCCAGGUGGUCAGAGCCAUAUCCGAAAGCGGGUCUACCGCAUCUGACGAUACAGUUAAGCCGAGGCCAACUGCUGCCAGCAACAAUACCGAGACGGAUGCGCCGCCCACCCCGCGUGUUGCCUCGCGUGGAGGCGGCACGCAAGACGAGGAAAUGACGGACAAUCCCGGUGCGGCGCUGUUCCCGAGAAAUUGGUAUAAGCCGCAGCCGGCAGAUGUAGUAUUGGAUGCCCAGCCGCUGUUGGAUAGGCACUUUAGAUGCCUGACGAAUCAUCGAUACAUGACGGUCAAUAGGCAGAGGGUUAACCCGAUAUCCUGCAGGACAUGCGGGCACAAGGAUCGGAAUGCCGAGUGCUUCAUCUGCAGCGCAUGCCACCUGAACGUCUGCCCGAGCUGUAACGGCAGUCUGCGAAUGUUUAGAGGAGACCUGAACCGAGUUUUGCAGAAUAUCGAGAACAAGCGUACCUCGGAGGCGCAAGAGAGUGCAGCAAGCAACGGGGCAAGCAACGGAGGUCCUGACAGCGAGACAGUCACGGCCCCAGCGGCGGAGCAGCCCGGUGCGGUUGGCGCAUAA
Lasiosphaeria miniovina is the source of this 1950-nucleotide messenger RNA. RefSeq lists its product as uncharacterized. The record is from RefSeq and is a predicted model, not a curated record. The transcript is spliced from 3 exons. Bases 1 to 1950 code for a protein of 649 amino acids. Lineage: Eukaryota; Fungi; Ascomycota; Sordariomycetes; Sordariales; Lasiosphaeriaceae.